Messenger RNA from Lingula anatina, 2091 nucleotides. RefSeq names its product F-box/LRR-repeat protein 6. Lineage: Eukaryota; Metazoa; Brachiopoda; Lingulata; Lingulida; Lingulidae. Gene Ontology annotation, molecular function: protein binding. Gene Ontology annotation, cellular component: SCF ubiquitin ligase complex. The record is from RefSeq and is a predicted model, not a curated record.
GAAAAUAGACACCACUGCUGAAUCAAAAUGUGCUGCCAAAGAUGACAAGAAUUCUCAGACAAAUCAAAAAGGACUUAAAAACAAAAUUAAGACUUCAAAAAGGAGGAAUUUGAAAGAUGAAGUUGAUGUUGCAAAUUAUGGAACAAAAGGGGAUAAUCAAGAUGUGUGUGACGUAUGGGGAACAGUUAUCCCACCAGAAAUUUUAUUAAGAAUUUUCCACUUUGCUGUCUCACAGAAUAGAAGCCUACCAUUCCUAUGCAGGGCAGCCAGAGUAUGUCGGUUAUGGAGGAACACUGCCACCCACCCAUCACUGUGGGCCACCGUAGACCUGUCAUAUGGCUGGAUCAAGAAAGAGGAGAAGUAUCUUCAGUGGCUGUGUGAGCAUAGGUUCUCCAGGCUUGAAAGCAUCAACCUGGGUGGCUGGGCCAAUAUUACACAGUCAGGGAUAGAGUGUAUCACCAGUCAUUGCCCAGUUCUUGAGAGUAUCCAUCUCUCUCAGUGUAAGAAGCUAAAUUCCACAGCCAUUACCACAUUGGCAAAAAGUUGCACCUCUUUAUCACAAGUGUCCUUGCAUUCUAUGCCAAGAGAUGCCGUAAAUUCAGUGGCAUUGAAGUGUCUAGUGCAAGAAGCAGGGGCCCGUCUCACACACUUAGACCUCUCAAGAAAUAACCUGCAGAACUUUAAAUCUGUCUUUUCUGCAAUAAUGGGCAACUGCAUCAACCUCACUUCAUUGGACUUGUCCAAUGUGCUGUUUUCAAUGGAGAUACUGACAAUUCCAAUUGAGAAGUUUCAAAUGUGCUGUCCCAACCUAAGAAAUGUCAGUCUUGCCAAUUCUCCUCUCUGUGCGUCAUAUGCUACAAAGAAAGCUCAGGCAGAUUCUCAGGGGUUUCCUCAACUCAAUGCCCUCAGUGUUGCUGUGCACACUGCUUCACAACUUCACAGCAUAGGCCUGGGUAUAGAUGAUAGAUUUAUUAGCAGGAUGCUGAAAACUUCUGAUGGGUUGAAGCUCCUAGAUGCCCGUGGGUGCUUCAGGUUGACAGCCCAAUGUCUCCAUGAAUUGCCUGCCACAGACGUCAGUCAGCUUUUCCUCUCACAAGUUUCUGCCAAAAAGUUCGAAGAGCUUCAUCUGCUAAUGGACAAGUGGCAGCACAGCAUUGUAGAACUGGAUAUUUCCUGGAAUGGGUUUCCUUGUAAAGUCCUAGACAAUGCCCUAGAAUGCUUAGGAAAAAGUCCUUCUACCUCAAAACUGGAGACUUUGGACUUGAGUGGAACUUCAGUUGCCCUAGCUACUGUACAGUUAGUGUUGAGAGGCUGCCCAAAACUUGUUUCCAUCAACCUGACCUCUUGCCGCGGUCUGCCGCGCGGUAUGAAGAGAUUGUACAGUAGCAUUCAGGAAAUAGCAAAACUCAAGGAAGAUCUAAAUGAACAGCAUGCAUAGCAGGAACAUUUAUGAAAUUAUGAGUCUGGAAAAAAAACAAUUGUUUUUUAAAGGAAAAAGGCUGUGAAUUCUUAUAGUUUAAGGUUUUUCAACUUUUUAUUUAAAACGAGAAAGAAAAUGAAGAAACUCCAAAAAUUGGAGAAAAAAAAAGAAGAAAACACUCACUUAAAGACUCUACACUACUCUGACUUUUUAAGAUUCUUUUUACCACUGAAUAUGUUUAUUUUUAUAAGAUAUUUUAGAAAUGUGUUUGUUGUGUUUUGUUUGUUGAAACAUAAUUUGUACAGCAGCAUGAUCAUGUGACUAUAUACAUGUAAUAUAAAAGCUAUAUAUUUCAUGUACAUCAUUCAAUACACGCAGGUAAGAUCUUUCUUAUAGAUUGUAAUUAUGACUGUUGAAGAUGAAGAAGAAUAAGAUGCCACUUGAUUUUACUUUUAUGAGAAAAGUUAAUUUAGUUUUCCUCUUGUGAGAUGGAAUAUCAAUGUGUAUAGUUACAUCCUUUGUACUUAAUUCAAAAUGUUUCUUUAAAAAAUCAAAUUCCAACCACACUGUAUUCCUACAUGUAAUAAGAUUUCAAAGGUAGGUAUACCAGGUAGGUAUAACAGUAUACAAAUUAUGUUAAAAAUGUUUGUUAAAGAAAUAAAUAAUAAAAU